Cladophialophora psammophila CBS 110553 is the source of this 2511-nucleotide messenger RNA. Its product is annotated as beta-glucosidase. Lineage: Eukaryota; Fungi; Ascomycota; Eurotiomycetes; Chaetothyriales; Herpotrichiellaceae. The transcript has 3 exons. Bases 1 to 2511 code for a protein of 836 amino acids. Gene Ontology annotation, molecular function: beta-glucosidase activity. The record is from RefSeq and is a predicted model, not a curated record. Gene Ontology annotation, biological process: glucan catabolic process.
AUGGGGUCCUUACCUGUGCAGACGAGUUUUGAUGUGGAAGACGUUCUUUCGCAGCUGAACACGACGGAGAAAGUCGCCCUGCUGUCCGGCAUUGAUUUCUGGCACACUGCUCCCGUACAUCGUCUGGGAGUCCCAUCUAUACGAGUCUCCGACGGGCCCAACGGUGUUCGUGGGACGCGAUUCUUCAACGGCGUGCCCGCUGCCUGCCUUCCUUGUGGGACCGGACUUGCAGCAACAUGGGACACCAAUCUCGUUGGGAAAGGCGGGGCAUUGCAGGGUGCUGAGGCUAUCGCCAAAGGAGCCUCUGUGAUUCUAGGUCCGACGACGAACAUGCAAAGAUCGCCACUGGGCGGUCGUGGGUUUGAGAGCUUCAGCGAAGACCCAUAUCUCGCGGGUGCCAUGAGUGCAGCAACCAUCAACGGUAUUCAAUCGACUGGCGUUGCUGCGACAAUCAAGCACUAUGUCUGCAAUGACCAAGAGGACCAAAGACAAGCCGUCGACAGCAUUUUAACGGAACGAGCACUACGAGAGAUAUACUUAAUGCCCUUCAUGAUCGCGCAGAGAGACUCCAAGCCAGAUUGCUACAUGACUGCGUACAACAAGGUCAAUGGUACACAUGCAAGCGAGAACCCACGAUUGAUCAAGGAUGUUCUUCGUGGUGAAUGGGGCUUUGACGGGCUAACCAUGAGCGACUGGUUUGGGACUUACUCAACCACCGAAGCAAUCAAAGCAGGACUCGACCUUGAAAUGCCUGGUCCUUCCUACAUCCGUGGACAUUUAGUCAAUCAAGCCCUCGGCUGUGGUAAGCUUACUGUGCAUGACCUCGAUGAAAGAGUUCGCGAGAUCCUCAAGCUGGUCAAGAAGGUCCAGCCUCUUGGUAUCCCAGAAAACGCACCAGAAACCACAGUUGACUCCCCUGAGACCUCUGCCCUUCUUCGCUCGCUGUCGUCCAACGGGAUUGUCUUGAUGAAAAAUGACAACAACAUCUUGCCGUUCGCAAAACAGAAAACAACUGCCAUCAUUGGUCCAAAUGCGGCUUAUGCUGCCUACUGCGGUGGUGGUUCGGCUUCACUGUUGCCAUACUAUGCUACCAGCCCUCUUGAUGGAAUCCGGAAACAGGUGCCAGACGCGAAAUAUGCUCUCGGUGCACCCGGCUGGAAAGCACUUCCACUCAUGACGCGGUUGACCAGGACCAAGCAGAAUGAAAAUGGGUUGACCAUGAGAGUCUUCUUGGAACCUCCCUCCGUGACAAACAGGAGGGCAGUUGAUGAAAUUUUUGUGAACAAGUCGGACAUCCUUCUGGUCGAUUACAAACACCCCCUGAUCAAGUCAUCUCUCUAUUGGCUCGAAUUGGACGGCACCUUUACUCCCGAGGAGACGACUGAUUAUGACUUUAGUUUGUGCUGCGCGGGAACGGGCAAAGUCUUCGUGGACGGAGAGUGUGUUGUCGACAACGAGACCCAUCAACGCCCGGGCAACUCUUUCUUUGGCGCUGGCACCGCAGAAGAGAUCGGAACGCUGAAGCUGGAUAAGGGAGCAACCUACGACAUCAAAGUGAGCUUCGGCACGCUUCCAACCAUGACGUUUAGCAGUCCUGGUACGACUGGCUUUGGUGCGGGAGGACUGAGGGUGGGACUUGAGCGCAAAGCCGAGAUUGAGACGGAGAUCGAAAGAGCUGUUCGGCUCGCAAGAGAGGUCGACCAAGUUAUCCUGUGCGCAGGGCUGAACAGUGAGUGGGAAUCAGAAGGCUAUGACCGCGAACACAUGGACCUACCACCAGGUAGUGAUGAUCUAAUCAAGGCCGUUCUCGCGGUCAAUCCCAACACGGCCGUCGUCAUCCAAUCCGGAACGCCCGUCACAAUGCCUUGGCUCAAGGAUGCUCCCGCCGUACUUCAAGCAUGGUACGGUGGUAACGAAACAGGCAAUGCUAUUGCAGACGUCAUCUUCGCCAACACCAACCCCAGCGGCAAGUUGCCCCUGAGUUUCCCCGUCAAGAACGAAGACAACCCGGCUUUUCUGAACUACAAAUCCGAGCGCAACCGAGCCAUCUACGGUGAAGAUGUCUAUGUUGGGUAUCGGUUCUACGAAAAGACCAAGAAGGAAGUCGCCUUCCCUUUCGGCCAUGGUCUCAGUUACACGACCUUCGAGGUCAAGGAUGUAUUUGUCAGCGACGAUGAUGUCGACGUCGUGGUGUCUGCCACAGUAUCAAACACCGGCAAGUUUGACGGUGCGCAGGUCGUCCAAGUCUAUGUCGCGCAGCAGAACCCAAGCAUCAAUAGACCUCACAAGGAAUUGAAAGGUUUCACAAAGGUCUUUGUGAAAGCUGGUCAGAGCGAGAAGGUCGAGAUUGUGAUUUCUAAGAAAUACGCCACAAGUUUUUGGGACGAGGCAAGGGAUGCGUGGGUGAUGGAGAAAGAUGUAUUUGAUGUGCUGGUGGGCGACUCCAGUGCCAAUACGCCGCAUAAGGCCCAGAUUCGAGUGAAGCAGACGGUGUGGUGGAGGGGGUUAUAG